Messenger RNA from Suhomyces tanzawaensis NRRL Y-17324, 1398 nucleotides. RefSeq lists its product as uncharacterized. Gene Ontology annotation, molecular function: ATP hydrolysis activity; ATP binding. Gene Ontology annotation, biological process: protein quality control for misfolded or incompletely synthesized proteins. Gene Ontology annotation, cellular component: cytoplasm; mitochondrion. Lineage: Eukaryota; Fungi; Ascomycota; Pichiomycetes; Serinales; Debaryomycetaceae. The record is from RefSeq and is a predicted model, not a curated record. The coding region runs from base 1 to 1398 and encodes 465 amino acids. The transcript has a single exon.
AUGACUCCGUUGGAAGCCUACAAUUCUCGUGUGGCCUCGGGCCGGUUGCGUGACGACCCGUACCAGCGUCGUAUCAUAGGCAACCUCCUGUCGUUGCACGAGAAGUUGGUCCAGUAUACCCCUCCCAGCGUGCGGGUGCCGUCGAUCGAGGAGUUGGUGCCCAAGACUGGGAUUUCUCUGCUUUUCCAGUCGCUCUUUCGUCCCAAGACUGAGACCGUUGCCGAGCCUGAAUCCACGCCUCAGGGCAUCUACCUCUACGGGGAUGUGGGCUGUGGCAAAACCAUGUUGAUGGACUUGUUCUACGCUACCAUUCCCCUGCACUUGCCCAAAAAAAGGGUCCAUUUCCACCAAUUCAUGCAGCAUCUCCACAAGCGGUCCCACCAGCUCAAAAUGGAGCACAACCACUACGAUCUCGACGUGAUUCCGUUCUUGGCCGCAGAAAUCGCCCAAGAUUCCACCAUCUUGUGUUUCGACGAAUUCCAGGUCACAGACGUGGCCGAUGCUAUGUUGUUGCGUCGGCUCUUGACCAUGCUCUUGUCGCCUGAAUACGGGGUCAUUCUCUUCGCCACCUCAAACAGGGCACCUGACGACUUGUACUUGAACGGAAUCCAGCGGGUGUCAUUCAUUCCGUGCAUCCAGCAGAUCAAACGACAGACACGAGUGAUUUAUUUGAAUUCACCAACAGACUACCGUAAGAUCCCCAAGCCCAUGAGCAACGUGUAUCACUACCCCAAGCCCGGGGUCAAGUGGACCUCCAAGACCAACCAGACCAAGUGCAGGGACCAUGUCGAGGCGUGGUUUGGCUACUUCAACGCAGCGAACCCGCUGGAAAACGUGCUUACUGACCACACUCUCCAGGUUUGGGGUCGUCAGUUGAAGGUGCCACGGUGUGCUCCUCCCUACGUUGCCCAGUUCAACUUUGAAGAAUUGUGUGGCAGUCCCUUGGCAGCCGGAGACUACCUCACGUUGGCCAACUCUUUCCAGUCGUUCAUCAUUACUGACAUUCCAUAUCUCAGCAUCGAGGUCCGUGACAAGGUGAGGCGGUUCAUCACGUUCUUAGAUGCUGUGUACGACGACCACGGACGGUUGGCAGUGACGGCAGCAGCCCUGUUCAACGACUUGUUCGUGGAGCCUGAAGACUUGCAACGAGGCAACUACCAGUUGUACAAACGCCAGCAAGACAAGGGUAGCGUGGAGACGUUCGAGGACGACGAGUUGGUGGUCAAGCACGGCUUCGACAAGCUGGUGGCCAAGAAGGCAUCGAUGUUUGCCAACGACGAGGAGAAGUUUGCGUUUGCGCGUGCGUUGUCACGGUUGUCGCAGAUGAGCACCACCGACUGGAUCGACACCGUGCGGCCCGUGCACGAGGAUGUGGCACCUGCGGGGGCCAGACAGUAG